Molecule: messenger RNA, 2506 nt
Organism: Bemisia tabaci
Lineage: Eukaryota; Metazoa; Arthropoda; Insecta; Hemiptera; Aleyrodidae
Gene: Nthl1
Product: Nth-like DNA glycosylase 1
Biological process (GO): base-excision repair, AP site formation; nucleotide-excision repair; base-excision repair
Cellular component (GO): nucleus
Molecular function (GO): DNA binding; oxidized pyrimidine nucleobase lesion DNA N-glycosylase activity; DNA-(apurinic or apyrimidinic site) endonuclease activity
Source: RefSeq, a predicted model, not a curated record
GGCUCACGUGUGAGUGUAUACUGUACUGUCGUAAUUUUAUUACAAAUUUUGUUUUUACUGUAAAAAAUCUGGCGGAAAAUUAGGUAGCCAUUGCUUAGUAUUGUUAUUAAAUUUCUCAUUAAACACUAGUUGUCCAUUUUAGUACGUGCCAUUGAAGCCUCAUUAAUGAAUUCGAGGUUUCUCUGAGGACCUUUCAACAGUUUGCUGUCUGCUGUCUGAAAUAAAGAGUUUUAAAGGAUUGAUUUUGCAUGAUAUCAGUAUUUUCCUCCUCUGCGGUAAGAUAUUUAGUGACUCAACAAUUUUGCAAAAUGCCAACCACUCGAUCUUCUGCUUCAGCUGGUGCGUCUGGGGAAUCCCAUGAGGCGCCUGUUGCUCCUCCGAAAAGAAGGAGGAAGCAAAUCAAAAUUGAGUACCCGUCCGAUGACAAGCCAGUAGUGAAAAUUGAAAAUGGUGUGCCAUCUGGGACCAAAGGCUCAAAAGCUAAAGGCAAACAAGUUGGGGCAAUGGUGAAAGCUGAGCCAGGAACGUUCGAAAUCAAAAAAGAAAUCAAGGAGGAAUAUGAAGGAGAAAUUGAUUCGAAAGGGGAUGCAAGCAAGUCUGCUGACCCGGUGAAAUCUGAGUACUGGCAAGAGGAAGAGAAGCCGUCCAAAUGGGAACCACCACACUGGAGGGAGGUCCUUGCCAAUAUCCGCGAAAUGCGGAAGAACACAUAUGCUCCUGUCGACGAUAUGGGAUGCGAUAAGAACUCAAAUGAUGAUGCCACACCUGAGGUAAGACGAUUCCAUGUUUUAAUUUCUCUGAUGCUGUCAAGUCAGACCAAGGAUCAAGUAACUCAUGCUGCCGUUGAACGACUGAUUGAGCACUCAGGCUGCACUGUAGAUAGUCUCCUUUUAAUGGACAAUGACACUCUUGGCAAACUGAUUUACCCAGUUGGGUUUUGGAGGCGCAAAGUGCAGUAUAUCAAACAGACCUGUGAAAUACUGAAGAAAGAUUACAACGGUGAUAUUCCUAAUACAAUUAAAGACCUUUGUAAAUUACCAGGAGUUGGGCCCAAAAUGGCGCACCUUGCUAUGAACUGUGGCUGGGGCAUCGUUACAGGCAUUGGCGUUGAUACUCAUGUUCACCGAAUUUCAAACUGGCUUCCGUGGGUUCAGAAACCAACAAAAGAGCCAGAACAGACACGACUUGCACUUGAGGCCUGGCUUCCUCGGGAACUGUGGAGUGAGGUUAAUCAUUUGCUCGUCGGAUUCGGUCAGUCGAUUUGUCGACCGGUAGGACCUCAUUGCUCUGAGUGUUUGAAUAAAGAACUCUGCAAGGUCGGAAGAGCUACAAUGAGGGGCGAAAAGAAGAAGAAAAAAUCUGAUUAAUUAGAUUUCUGACGACUGCAUUGAUGGUCAAAGUGAAAAAGCGCGUACCUUUCUCUGCUAUGUUUCAAUUUCAUUAAAAGAGAACUGACCGAUAAUUUUCCUUGAAAUUUUUCUUCUUUUAACCAAAAAUAUUCCUAGAAAAUUUCAAGGAGAUAUUGUGGUCAGUUUUUUUUUUCAAAAAAUAAAAUACAUAUAACUAGAGAUUUUGAAACAUUGCUCUGAAGUGAGCUACUUUGUUUUAUCUUUACCUGAUAUUUUCAUUUGGUAAACGAACCUGUGAGGUUUGUUUACAAGCUCAUGAAUGUUUCUAAAUGGAAAUUUUUUUUUUUUAAUUUCACAUUUGUCAAUAAAAGGAAGCUCGCAUUGAAAAAUGUGAGAAAAAAAGAAGAUAUUUCUCUCUAGUAUUUCCAUUUCAGCCUAGGUCAUAGCAUAUUAUUCAAUUUUAUUAUCUGUCGAGUACCCCUAGAAAUUUUCAAGUUUAAAUAUUUUCUUCUGUUAGUAUCACUGUAAACUUGCAAGUCACCCUCCUUUCGGAUCAUUGUAUAAUUGGAUUCACUAAAUUGUUUCUUUUCAUAUUUUUGCUAGCAAAAUCAGGGUUUUUUUUCUAUUCCAGAAAUUUUCUUUGUCCCUUGAGUAUUAGGAGGGGGAGCAUAUCAAAUACCAUACAUUUACUUUUGCAUCACUGUAUUUUAAGAGAUGUGUGACAUUCUCGGAUGUAUUUUUGAAACUUUCUUCUUUUGUGAUCGGUAAGCCUGGCAUGUAUCUCAAUCCCCUUACAUUUGAUUUAAUGGAUACGAACUGUAAACUAUUGAAAUCAUCCUAUUUCUCCUAAUGAAUAAAUUCAGUAAAUACUGUUAAGCUUUAUUUCUUGCAUUGUAUUUGAAAGAAGUUUUGAUCGCACAUCACUGAUUUGUUUUAAUUAGAAGGCAGGAUUAUCCAUGUUUUGUGAUUUUGUCAGCGCAUAAAAAUAUGCUCGGACCAGAUUUUCUUCACAUUUGAUUCCUUUAAUUGCUUAAUAUUACAAACUCUGUUCUUAUUUAACUGGAGGCAAAACAAUUCUAGACUUAAUACUCUCUUGUUCUUGUAAAUUUUUUACUUUUAUGUUUAAUUAGAUAUUAUAUUUUCUUUCUACCUCAAAA